Mugil cephalus (flathead mullet) is the source of this 3133-nucleotide messenger RNA. RefSeq names its product NACHT, LRR and PYD domains-containing protein 3-like. Gene Ontology annotation, molecular function: protein binding. The transcript has 9 exons. Bases 1 to 3057 code for a protein of 1018 amino acids. NCBI's taxonomy places the organism in Eukaryota, Metazoa, Chordata, Actinopteri, Mugiliformes, Mugilidae. The record is from RefSeq and is a predicted model, not a curated record.
AUGGAAGGAGUCAGCGCCAACAACGGAAGCAUCGUCAACCAGCCUCAUCUAUCCAGCGUUAACGUUCAAGGGAAUCUGACUCUUAACACAUAUGGUCUUUCAGAAAACAUCAGAAGAUGUCAAGAUGACCUGAAAUCUUUCCUUAAAGAUGAAACAGAGAAAAUCCGUGAAGGAUUAAAGGAAGAUGCAUCAUGGAGUUUGUUAGACAAGAUCUACACAGAGCUCUACAUCACAGAAGGAGAGAACGGGGCAAUUAAUGGAGAACAUGAAAUAACUGAAUUAGAGUGUUCAAGGAAUACGAGCGAGGAGAGGAAAAUAGAUCUUAAUCACCUUUUUCAACCUUUGUCAGGAGAAGACAUUCCUCGUAAAGUUUUGACAAGGGGCAUCGCUGGCAUUGGAAAAACUGUGGCUGUGCAGAAGUUCACUUAUGAUUGGGCAACUGGAAGAGCCAACCAAGGGAUCCAGUUCAUAUUUCCCUUCAGUUUCAGAGAACUGAACUUAAUAAAAGAUGAGCGUUUGAGUCUUAAGGAUUUAAUAUGCCAACAUUUUGAAGAAGUUAAUGAUUUGGAAAUAUCAGAUUACAAAAGCUGUAGUGUUUUAUUCAUUUUUGAUGGUUUGGACGAAAGCAAAUUAGCGCUGGACUUCAGUAAAAAUCAAAUGUGCCGCAGUGUUACAGCGCUUACAACAGUGGACGUCCUACUGACCAACUUACUAAAAGGGAAACUGCUGCGCAACGCGUCCAUCUGGAUCACGAGUAGACCGGCUGCAGCCAGUAAGAUUCCUCCCGAGUUCAUCGACAGAGUGACCGAGGUACGAGGUUUCACUGACGAGCAAAAGUAUGAGUACUUUCAGAAGAAAAUCAGUGACAAUGUUAUUGCUCAGAAAAUCUAUGACCAUCUUCAGUCAAAGCCGCUCAGAAGUCUGUACAUAAUGUGUCACAUCCCAAUGUUCUGCUGGAUCUCAGCCACGGUUCUCCAGAGCCUCCUCACUGAUCAACAACAAACCGAGUUACCCAAAACUGUGACAGAGAUGUAUACACACUUCCUGAUCGUCCAGACAAAAAGCAAACAGAAGAAAGAUUACCAGGAAGGAGAAACAGACCAACAUCUGAUCAUGAAGUUGGGGAAGUUGGCAUUUGAACAGCUACAAAAAGGCAACAUGAUCUUCAAAGAAGAAGAUCUGAAAGACUGUGAAAUUGAUCUGAACCAAGCUGCCGUGUAUUCAGGAAUCUGUACGCAGAUCAUCAGAAAAGAAUGUGGUCUUUACAAACAAGAGUUUUACGCUUUUAUACAUUUAAGUGUUCAGGAGUUUCUUGCUGCUCUGUAUGUACUACAGACCUUCAUAGAGAAGAAGAAGAACCUCCUCUACCACGGAGUGAUGGUGAUGUCAGAGGAAGGAGAAAUUCUUAUCAUCUUCCUCCACAAGAGCGCGGUGGAUAAGGCCCUGAAGAGUGACUCUGGAGAGUGGGACUUGUUCCUGCGCUUCCUGCUUGGCCUCUCUCAGGAAACAAAUCAGAGACUUCUUCAGAGCAGACUGGGACUUAAAGAAGGGAGUCCACAGAGCUACCAGGACACCAUCGACUACAUUCACGAGAAGAUCAAGAAACUUUCUUACACUGACAAGAGUAUCAAUCUAUUCCACUGUCUCAAUGAGUUGGGUGACCGGUCUCUAGUAGAGCAAGUCCAAAGCUACCAGAGCUCUGGAGAUGUGAGCAAAAUUUCACCUGCUCAUUGGUCAGCUCUGGCCUUUGUGCUGCUUGUUUCGAAAGAUGACCUGUCUGUCUUUGAACUGAAGAAAUACUAUGGCUCAGAUGAGGUUCUGGAGAGGCUGGUGCCAGUGCUCAAAGUGUCAAAGACCGCUCUGUUAAGUGACUGUAACCUCACUGUCAGAUGCUGUAGGGUCAUCACUUCAGUUCUCAGCUUCAAAUCUUCUGGUUUGGAGGAGUUAGACCUGAGUGGAAAUCAACUGCAGGACAUUGGAAUAGAGCCCCUCGCUUCUGGACUAAAAAGUCCCCACUGCAAACUUCAGCGACUCAGCUUGAGACGGUGUGGCAUUACUGAAACUGGAUGCAAACCUUUAACCCUGGCUCUAACUGAGAAUCCUUCCCACCUGAGAGAGCUGGAUCUCAGCAAAAAUAAAUUCCAGGAUGAACUGAUGUUAUUUCCAGUCAUUGCUGAAAAAUGCUGCUUGGAAACACUGAGGUUAUCUGAUUGUGGCAUCACGGAGUACGGAUGCAAUCUGCUGGUCUCGGCUUUUUGCUUAAAUCCAUCCCACCUAAAAAACUUGGAUCUAAGUAGGAACAGUCUGGGAGACAAGGGAGUUGCUCGUCUCUCUGACCUCCUGAGGAGCCCUGACUGCCAGCUGCAAAGAUUAUGGCUUUUUAAGACAGACCUCCAAAGUAAAGAUGCAGAAGUUCUUGUCUCAGCUUUGGUUUCCAACCCUUCACAUCUGAAGGAACUGGAUUUGGGUGCUAAUGACCUUGGUGAUGCCGGAGUCAAGGAAGUAGCUGCUCUGCUGAAGCAUCAAAGCUCCAUGAUCGAUACACUGAGAUUAUCUGGCUGUCGGUUUACGAAGACGGGCUGUAUUGAACUGGCCUCCAGUCUGAAGUCCAACCCCUCCUACCUCAGAGUCCUGGAUGUGUCCAGAAACCACCUCCUAGACCUUGGAGUUGAAAACCUUUCUGAAUUCUUGGCAGAGCCACUUUGCAAACUGGAGACACUGAACCUGAAGUGUUGCACUUUAACAGACUCCUGCUGCCGACUUCUGACCUUUGCUCUUAGCUGCUCCUCUGCUCUCAAAGACCUCGACCUGAGCUUCAACCAGCUGAAGGACCAAGGGAUGAAGCUGCUCUGUGAUUGGCUAAGAAAACCCAAGUGUCAGCUGGAGAUACUGAGAUUGUCCUGGUGCACAGACAGAAGCUGCCAGUCUCUGGCCUCAGCUCUGAGCUUGAACCCUUCACACCUGAGAGAGCUGCACCUGAGCAAGACCAGUCCAGGAGGAUCAGGUCUGGAGCUCCUCUCGGACUUAAAGGAGCUGAAGCUGAUGGUGACGGAGUGAUCACACCUCAGACUGAGCUGGACGAGGUUUAUUCACAUCAGAUACCUCCUACAGCUGUGUUCAAACAAAAACAUGA